Messenger RNA from Peronospora matthiolae, 951 nucleotides. NCBI's taxonomy places the organism in Eukaryota, Oomycota, Peronosporomycetes, Peronosporales, Peronosporaceae. The record is from the annotation of a GenBank genome assembly.
AUGCCGUCAUCCAACGAGUUGGACCAGUUGGACGGCAUGACUACCGAACAGGAUCUAAUCCUGUUGUUCGAUUGCAGGAAGAUUUGCCCACCUGAUUCCAGGACGGAAACUAUCCGUGUUGAGGAAAAGUACUUCACCGAUGCGUUCUUCAAACAUCGGUGGUGCAAUGGCAGCCGUGUUCGUGACGGAAAGGUCUUGGUGCAAGGAUGGAAUGCCCUCAUCCAUAACAUCGAGUGCAUUGGCCAUGAGGCCUGGCUCGGUAAACUUGAUGCAGCUCACAUCAGGUUUGAGAAGCGCAACCCAGUCGAGGUGCAGUACAAGUUGCACCGAUUGUCAAGAGAGUCAGGAUUACCCUGUCUCUUGUGGGGUGAUUCGUGUCCAGGUUGCCUGGGCAGUGCAGAUUGUUCCCCUAGGGAGUACCCCCUCCCUAACUUUCCCUAUUGGACGGCGCGCAUCUCUUCUGAGAUGGCCGAAGGGAUUGACACUUUGCAAUCCCUGUACUCGCGCUCGGAAAGGUCGUUUUCCGACGACCCUUCUUUGAACGAAGCGGCUCGAGGGUCGGAUCAGCUUGAUGUUCAAGAACUGAACCGUGUAACGGAGCAGUUACAUGAUGACCUGGCUCAGGAAUGGAACCGGCGUUACGAGCUCCGUGACCUUGUAAGGGAUAAUCACAAUUUCUUAGCGCAUGUUCAUUCGAGCGAUCGUGCCGCUUUUGCGCUCGCGCAACUUGAGAACGAACGUUCGACUCGUUCUCUUCGUGACGAUCUGGCUGUAGCUCGUCGAGACAUCGCUCAGCUGCGUGAGCAGGUCACUUCGCUAGUCGACCAGACUGGAUCGUUGAAACAAGACCACUCGAAGGUGGUCUCGGCCCUUGACCGCGGAGGUGUUCUUCGCAUCUUGAAACGGGCUCGUACUGAUAGUACGGACGGAGACGACCAACGUAAAACGUAG